Gossypium raimondii (Peruvian cotton) is the source of this 1394-nucleotide messenger RNA. RefSeq lists its product as uncharacterized. Gene Ontology annotation, cellular component: chloroplast. Bases 106 to 1104 code for a protein of 332 amino acids. The record is from RefSeq and is a predicted model, not a curated record. Lineage: Eukaryota; Viridiplantae; Streptophyta; Magnoliopsida; Malvales; Malvaceae. The transcript has 5 exons.
CACCUCGUGGGGGGGUUUAACCCCAAAACCCACCUUGUGGGGAGUUUAAGCAAUGAACAAAAACAAACCAUCUUCAUCAACCAAUUCCCCUAAAACCCUAAAAAAAUGGAACUUCAAUCCGUUUGCCAUAGCUUUCAUGCCCCAAAGUUCAAAUUCCCCAAUCAUCGUCGCUUUCCCUUUCAAUCUAAUUUGAAGCCCCCUAUCACCAACCCCACACUAAGAACUCGAAAUCCCAGGCUUCAACAUGUAUCAAAAUGGUCUUGUACACGUGAAGUGAAAAAGAUAGUGUGUGCUUCUGGUUCUAAUUCAAACCCAAUAUCUGUUGGGGUUGAACCGUUUCGUGGUAAAUCCGGUUCAGUUUCCUUCCAUGGGUUAACUCAUCAGCUUGUUGAAGAGAACAAAUUAAUGUCAGCUCCAUUCCAAGAAGAAAAAGGAUCUUUACUUUGGGUAUUAGCACCUGUUGCAUUGAUUUGUUCAUUGAUUGUUCCUCAAUUUUUCUUUAGCAAUGCAAUUGAAGCUUUCUUCAAGGAUGAGACACUCAUAGAAAUUGUCUCAUCGUUUUCCUUUGAAGUGAUGUUCUAUAUCGGUCUUGGGAUGUUCCUACUUGUGACUGAUCAUGUUCAAAGACCAUAUUUACAAUUCAGCGCCAAGAGAUGGGGUCUCAUUACCGGACUCAAGGGGUACCUAGCAUCAGCAUUCUUGUCAAUGGGUUUCAAGGUUAUUGCUCCCCUCAUUGCCGUCUACGUAACUUGGCCGGUGCUCGGCUUCCCAACAUUGGUUGCAGUGGCUCCUUUCCUAGCAGGCUGUGCCGCUCAAUUUGCAUUUGAGAUGGCUCUCGAAAAACGACAGUCAUCUUGUUGGCCCCUCGUUCCUAUUAUUUUCGAGGUGUAUAGAUUGUAUCAGUUGACAAGAGCUACUCAAUUCAUUCAACACUUUUUGUUGUUGAUGAAAGAUUCACCGAGAACCCCAGAGAUGUUCGAGAGAGGUGGUGCACUGAUUGGAAUGAUCGGAACUUUCCAAGCCCUUGCCGUGGUUUGCCUUUGGUCGUUGAUGACAUUUCUCCUAAGGCUUUUUCCUUCUAGACCUGUUGCAGAGAACUAUUGAUAUUUGUAAGUUUGGUUUUACAUUAUCCAUGGUUCUUUGUUGGUUAUAAAUCUUCAAAUUAUGCUCCAUGCAUAUCCAUGAAACUUGAAGUACAUAACCGAGAAAUUUUGGGGUCAUCCUCGAAAAUGGGGAUACCAUUAGUAACGGUAGCCUUUCAUUUCUUUUUCUUUUUUCAUAAACGAAAGAGUAUUUCUUAAAUAUUCGAUUUAGUCCUCUCAAGACUAAAGAUGAUAUAAUAUGUUCUUGAAAUGCUUUUGCUUUGAACAUAAUGAACUACUCUAGUUCUUCAA